AUGUUAUCUGAACCUCAUACUUCUCAGACCUCCAUAAGAACAAGCCAAUCUCUUGAAAGUCUGGAGGUACCCUCUGUGAAAUGUGCUCCUCAAAUUAUUUCAACAAUCACUACAACCACUGCGCACUCUCCUUCAAAGCAGACUGAUGAAGGUCCAAGCACCAUGUUCGAGACUGGUGGAUCCUCUUCUAUUCCAGAAUAUUCUCCAACACGACCUUCUCUUGAUGAAGCUUCUAUCAGAUUAGUAAAACAUCUAGCUCAAUCUAGUCCAACCUCUUCACGCGGAAAAGGAAUAUCAUUUAACGAGGUUCGGACAGAUGAUGACAAAUCUUCUUCUUCUGAUCUCCAAGAAGAAAUUGGAAUUCUCCGUCAACAACUCAUUGAAAAGUCAACUCAGAUGGAUCAGCUUUCUGCACAUAUUUUUGAGCUCAGGGCAAAAGAUGAAGAAAAGACCAAACAAAUCAAGGAUCUACAAACGAGUCUUGGUUCUGUUCUAGCAAAUUAUUUCAAUCUCAAGAACGUAUUGUACGAUGCUUUUGGUGAGAAAGUCAGAGCCCUCUUCCAACAGCCUUAUGGAGUAGUUGAUCCUCCUUCUAUUCAAUCACCUCCUGCAACUAAUGAUCUACGUGUUGAACCACCUGUUCCAAGAACAACUACCAUUGUCGACAGAUUUGAAAAAGAACCUGAAGGAAGCAGAGCCAGAAUCACAAUCAAGCAGGGAAAAAGAAUUGUAACUGCAAAACAAAGCGAAGGCCUUUUAUUCAUGAAAAACUCUAAUGAAAAUCGCAAAUCAAAAGACCCUGUCUUGACAGUAACAGAUUUGAAGAAAAGAAAGUUUUGUGAUUACACCCAUGAUUUCAACUCUUGGACCAAAACUGAUCUAGCUGAAUUAUCCAUGGCCCCAUUCCAUAACCCCUCUGAAGAUCCUAAUGCUUCAAAUUUCAAAAGAUUCCUCGACAGACAGGUCAAAGAAAACUUUCCUUCAAUGAAGACUGCAAAAGCCCUAUACAAAAAGGACAAAGAUGUUCUUGAUCCAGAAACAGGCGAACCCAUGAAGAUUAUACUCUGGCCUGCAACUAAGAAACAAAAGGAAAUUCCUAUUCCUCAACAUUUUCAUAAGGGAUAUCUAGAUGACAUGGAAUUUUAG
Molecule: messenger RNA, 1146 nt
Organism: Lactuca saligna
Lineage: Eukaryota; Viridiplantae; Streptophyta; Magnoliopsida; Asterales; Asteraceae
Source: the annotation of a GenBank genome assembly